Messenger RNA from Rosa chinensis, 2495 nucleotides. RefSeq names its product probable serine/threonine-protein kinase At1g54610. The record is from RefSeq and is a predicted model, not a curated record. Gene Ontology annotation, biological process: protein phosphorylation; positive regulation of transcription elongation by RNA polymerase II. NCBI's taxonomy places the organism in Eukaryota, Viridiplantae, Streptophyta, Magnoliopsida, Rosales, Rosaceae. Gene Ontology annotation, cellular component: cyclin-dependent protein kinase holoenzyme complex; nucleus. The transcript has 8 exons. Bases 352 to 2100 code for a protein of 582 amino acids. Gene Ontology annotation, molecular function: cyclin-dependent protein serine/threonine kinase activity; RNA polymerase II CTD heptapeptide repeat kinase activity; ATP binding.
UAGAGAGAGUUGUCGGGUUUGACUUGUAAAAAUUGGGAGAUCUGCUCAUUCGUCCCUCUUGUCCGAGAGAGAGAGCCAAAGAGGACAUCAAAGCACCACACCAAACCAAAACAAAACACUAACAAAUCUUACCAAUCCAACCAACACAGAUUCAAUCACAGUUGAUCCAUGGGAGUUGUUGGACUCAGUUUGUGAUGAUUUUUUAGUUGAAUCACUGGUUCUUGGGGUUUGUGAGUUGUAGAUUUGAAAAGGGUAUUUACUAUUUAGCCAAAUCGGUAGUGAUUAGUUUGGGAGGAGAAAAGGAAGAGUCUUUGUAUGUAAAAUGUUGAGAGAUGAGGCUUAGAUUCAGGAAUGGGGUGUGUAAUUAGCAGAGAAACGUCCUCGGGAGUAGAGUCUGAGUCUAAGGGUGUGAAGAAGGAUUUGAGUGUGGAAUCCAAUAGGAAGGUAGAUGAUGUUGCGGUGGCCAAGGUAGAUAGUGAGGCUGAAGUCGGGGGUGAGGUUGCUGUUGGUGGGGGUGAGGCUCAGAAGGUGGAGAAUGGUCAUGAAAGUCAGCGGCCUCCAAAGGGGGAGAGAAGGCGGUCCAAGCCAAACCCGAGGAGUAGUCUGCCACAUAAAGCCCGUGGUGAGCAGGUAGCUGCUGGGUGGCCUCCUUGGCUCACGGCUGUGUGUGGGGAGGCGCUCAAUGGGUGGAUUCCACGAAAGGCAGACACCUUUGAGAAAAUUGAUAAGAUUGGGUCAGGAACAUACAGUAAUGUGUACAAAGCUAAAGAUAUGUUGACGGGGAAAAUUGUUGCUCUAAAGAAAGUUAGAUUUGACAAUUUGGAACCUGAGAGUGUGAAGUUUAUGGCUAGAGAAAUCCUAAUUUUGCGGAGAUUAGAUCAUACUAAUGUUGUGAAGUUGGAGGGUCUGGUCACUUCAAGGAUGUCAUGUAGUUUGUACCUGGUGCUUGAAUAUAUGGAACAUGACCUAGCUGGACUUGCUGCAAGCCCAGAAAUUAAGUUUACAGAAGCACAGGUCAAAUGUUAUAUGCACCAACUAUUAUCUGGACUUGAGCACUGUCACAACCGUGGUGUGCUUCAUCGUGACAUAAAGGGAUCCAAUCUACUGAUUGACAACGGAGGAGUACUUAAGAUUGCUGACUUUGGCUUGGCUUCUUUCUACGAUCCAAAGCACAAGCAUCCCAUGACUAGUCGGGUGGUUACUCUAUGGUAUCGACCUCCUGAGCUUCUUCUAGGGGCUACUGAUUAUAGUGUGGGUGUGGACCUUUGGAGUGCCGGUUGCAUUUUAGCAGAGUUACUAGCUGGGAAGCCUAUCAUGCCUGGUCGUACUGAGGUAGAACAACUCCACAAGAUAUACAAACUAUGCGGCUCACCUACAGAUGAGUACUGGAAAAAAGCAAAGUUACCGAAUGCAACUUUAUUUAAGCCCCGAGAGCCUUACAAAAGAAGCAUAAGAGAGACUUUCAAAGAUUUCCCCCCAUCAGCACUGCCUCUAAUCGAAAGUUUACUUGCGAUUGAUCCCGCAGAGCGUCAGACAGCCUCAGCUGCAUUGAGUAGUGAGUUUUUCAUGACAGAGCCUUAUGCUUGUGAACCUUCUAGCCUCCCAAAGUAUCCCCCAACCAAAGAAAUUGAUGCUAAACGUCGAGACGAUGAAGCUCGUAGGAUAAGAGCUGCUGGUAGAGCCCAGGCUGAUGGUGCAAAGAAAACACGUACACGUGAACGUGGUCCUAGGACUAUGGCAGCUCCAGAAGCCAAUGCGGAGAUUCAAUCUAAUAUCGAUAGAAGGAGACUAAUUACACAUAAUGCAAAGAGUAAAAGCGAAAAGUUUCCUCCACCGCACCAAGAUGGGGCAGUUGGUUACCCAUUAGGGGCUUCGCAUCAUAUUGAUCCUGCACUUGUUCCUCCUGAUGUCCCAUUCAGUACAACCUCAUUUGGUUAUCCUAAAGAACCAAUACAAACAUGGUCAGGUCCUUUGGUUGACUCCACUGGUCCAAGAAGGAAGAAACAUACCGAUGCACGAGAACCUUCAAAGUCCUUUGUAGGAACUCAUAAAGAUAAACAUCAUGAUGUGCGAGUUAGAGGAAAGAAAAGUGCAGCUUAAAUUCAAGUUCACAUCAUGGAGACAUGGAGAACGUAAUUGUUAACUGUUGGGUGCUUCUUCCAAUUCUAUACAAUGGAAGACUUAUUGCUGCUAAGCAAAAGUAAACUUAUCGGCCCGGCUUCUUCUCACACAAUACCAUUAUUUCAUUAGAGGUGUAGGGGGGAAAUCUUCUUCUAUCUUUUUUUGUGUUAUAAUCUUAUUUACAUUUUCCCCCAUCUUUUACAAGAUAGUGAUUUUUUUUGUUCAUGUUCAAUUUGUUGCAUGGUGAAUUGGUGGGAGGAUAUGUAUAUGUUCAUCCUGAUUCUUUUUUCUCAAGUUUGUGGUAUUGAAAACUUACUGCUUAGAAAUAGUAAAGUGAUUUAAUAAAUCAUCAAGAGCCCUAUUUGUCUGUCUUA